AUGCCUUGGUCUUUGCCCUUCUUUCCGUAUCCGACCGCAAAGGCCGGAUACUGGGAGCCUGUCACUUCCACCUUGAACUGGUGCGAAGAGGACUAUUAUGCUACCCCCUAUGCCGCGGAGAUUGUCAAUACACUCACGAAUUUGCUGUUCAUGUGGCUUGGAGUCCAGGGCAUUCGCAGCUGCCGUCGUAAUGGACAUGACCAAAUCUUCACGGUCGCCCUCGUUGGCUACCUAGUAGUCGGCACAGGAAGCUUUCUGUUUCACUCGACCCUCAAGUACCCUAUGCAGCUAGUGGACGAACUCUCGAUGAUCUAUACCACUUGCCUUAUGGCAUAUGCCUCAUUCUCGUACUCCCGGACCAACACCGUACGAGUCUUUCUCGGAAUUACGCUCACAGGUCUCGCUGUAUUCAUCACCCUGUACUACCACUAUCUCCAAGACCCAGUCUUCCACCAGAAUGCAUACGCGUGCCUGACUACCGUCGUCGUCUUCCGUAGCAUGCACACUAUGGAAACAACCCUCCGACCCAGAUGGCGCCACUCGACGGAAGAGGACCGCCUAGCACGCCAGAGGAUGGGACUUCCCGUUCCGACGAAGGAGCGCCAGAACUACGAGAAUGUGCGCGACAUGAAGACCCUCAAGACCAUGUGGUUCAUGGUGAUAUAUGGACUGAGCAUGUUUUUGGGCGGUUUCUUCAUCUGGGGCUUGGACAACAUAUACUGCUCUGAGAUCCGUCGGUAUCGCCGCUCUGUUGGUCUUCCAUGGGGUCUCCUAUUGGAAGGACAUGGUUGGUGGCAUAUCAUGACUGGCAUCGGUGCUUAUCUCUAUAUCACGUGGGGAAUCUGGCUCCGCCACUGUCUCAACAACGAACAAGACAAAUACCACCUGCGCUGGGUGCACUUCUGGCAGAUUCCCGAAGUGGUCCGCACCUCGGAUGUGCCAUCCGAAUCCGCGGUAGCCCGAGCCAAGAAGUCAACGUGA
This is a messenger RNA of Penicillium roqueforti, 981 nucleotides long. Its product is annotated as ceramidase. Gene Ontology annotation, cellular component: endoplasmic reticulum membrane. The coding region runs from base 1 to 981 and encodes 326 amino acids. The record is from RefSeq and is a predicted model, not a curated record. NCBI's taxonomy places the organism in Eukaryota, Fungi, Ascomycota, Eurotiomycetes, Eurotiales, Aspergillaceae. The transcript is spliced from 4 exons. Gene Ontology annotation, biological process: ceramide biosynthetic process; ceramide catabolic process.